GGAACCCGCGCUCUGUGGUUCGGAUCCGCGAGUCUUUACUUCCAGUUGCAGCUGCUGCCUACCCCGGCCGGCCGUUCCCCCGCUCUGGUCUGUGGUGCAGCCGGGACCCAAGACCAUGUCGCUGUCACGCUCAGAGGAGAUGCACCGGCUCACGGAAAAUGUCUACAAGACCAUCAUGGAGCAGUUCAACCCCAGCCUUCGCAACUUCAUCGCCAUGGGGAAGAACUACGAGAAAGCUCUGGCAGGUGUGACCUUCGCUGCCAAAGGCUACUUCGAUGCCCUGGUGAAGAUGGGGGAGCUGGCCAGCGAGAGCCAGGGCUCUAAGGAACUCGGGGACGUUCUCUUCCAGAUGGCUGAAGUCCACAGGCAGAUUCAGAACCAGCUGGAAGAGAUGCUGAAGUCUUUUCACAAUGAACUGCUCACACAGCUGGAGCAGAAGGUGGAGCUGGACUCCCGGUACCUGAGCGCUGCCCUGAAGAAGUACCAGACAGAGCAGAGAAGCAAAGGAGAUGCUCUGGACAAGUGUCAGGCUGAGCUGAAGAAGCUCCGCAAGAAGAGCCAGGGGAGCAAAAACCCUCAGAAGUACUCAGACAAGGAGCUGCAGUACAUUGACGCCAUCAGCAACAAGCAGGGCGAGCUGGAGAACUAUGUGUCGGACGGCUAUAAGACAGCACUCACUGAGGAGCGCAGGAGGUUUUGCUUCCUGGUGGAGAAGCAGUGUGCCGUGGCCAAGAACUCUACCGCCUACCACUCUAAGGGCAAAGAGCUGCUGGCCCAGAAGCUGCCAUUGUGGCAGCAGGCCUGUGCUGACCCCAACAAGAUCCCAGACCGUGCCGUUCAGCUCAUGCAGCAGGUGGCCAGCAGCAAUGGCUCCAUCCUCCCCAGCUCCCUGUCGGCUUCCAAAUCCAAUCUGGUCAUUUCGGACCCCAUUCCUGGGGCCAAGCCCCUGCCAGUGCCCCCUGAGCUGGCACCAUUUGUGGGGAGGAUGUCUGCUCAGGAGAAUGUGCCCAUCAUGAAUGGCGUCGCAGGCCCGGACAGCGAGGACUACAACCCCUGGGCUGACCGCAAGCCUGCCCAGCCCAAAUCCCUAUCUCCCCCGCAGUCUCAAAGCAAGCUGAGUGACUCCUAUUCCAACACUCUCCCCGUGCGCAAGAGCGUGACCCCGAAGAACAGCUAUGCCACGACAGAGAACAAGACUUUGCCACGCUCGAGCUCCAUGGCGGCUGGCUUGGAGCGCAAUGGCCGCAUGCGGGUGAAGGCCAUUUUCUCCCACGCGGCUGGUGACAACAGCACCCUGCUGAGCUUCAAGGAGGGCGACCUUAUCACCCUGCUGGUACCCGAGGCCCGGGAUGGCUGGCACUAUGGCGAGAGUGAGAAGACCAAGAUGAGGGGCUGGUUUCCUUUCUCCUACACCCGCGUUCUGGAUAGUGAUGGCAGUGACAGGUUGCACAUGAGCCUACAGCAGGGCAAGAGCAGCAGCACAGGCAACCUCUUGGACAAGGAUGACCUGGCCAUCCCACCCCCAGACUAUGGCACAUCGUCCAGGGCCUUCCCCAACCAGACAGCUGGCACCUUCAAACAGAGGCCCUACAGUGUGGCUGUGCCUGCCUUCUCCCAGGGUCUGGAGGACUAUGGAGCACGGUCCGUGAGCAGCGGCAGUGGCACACUGGUGUCCACAGUGUGAGGACGCUGACCGCGGCGGCUGCUCUGAAGAGCUCCUUCCCGUUUCCCUCCUCAGCUCUCGUUGGUUUGUUCUUGGGUUGUUUUCUUCCCUUCCUGCCCCUGCCUUUUGGUUGGUGACCCCAGACUCUGUGAUCCCCCAGGGUCCAUGGUGCUGCUCCCUGCGCCCCCUGUGCUCACCCCCUUUGCCCCCCAUGUGUCCCCAGCCUCAAGCAGAAAGUGCCAGGCGGGGCCUGCCAGGCACUGCCCUGGCCCCACAGUGUUCGUGACGCACACCCCUUUUCUAAGGCUCACUGUGAGCCAGGUCUAGAGUUUGAAGAAAAAGAAAAAUCUUUAAAAAAAAAAAAAAAAAAAAAUUUGAAAAACAGGAAAAAGGACUUUUUUUUUCCUGAAAAAACAAAAACAGAUAUGCAUGGACUCUGGUGUACGUACUGUUAUUCUGCAUCUGACCCUGGCACCCUGGCGUCUUCUAGGACAGGGGAGGAAGCGGGUCAGGUCCCCUUCCAAGGGCCACAUGGAGAAAAAGGGGCUCAGAACAAGCCUGGGGGGGCCCUCCUGAGGAAGCUGGCCACUCCUGUGAUGGAGGCUGCAGCCCCCACCUAGGCCCGCCCAGCCCCCUCAGCCAGGCCCCAGGCCUCUCUCCUUGGUGACACUGCUGGACAGGUGUACAUAGGGCGGAGCUCCGCAGCGGGCGUGGUGUUACCUCACACAGUGCGCUGGCAGGCGGGGGUCGGGGGCAGCCCUACCCGGCCACACGCAGACAUUCCAAAGACCUCCAGAGACACCCCACCCCCACACGUUUUGGAAAUCGUUUCUUUAACCAGCUUUGUGAGGGAGUUGUGACUGUCUGUGGCUGCUGGGCCACAGAGGCAGGGUGCCCCAACCUGGUCAGGCUGGCCCCAUGCCACCCGCCAGGGGGCAGGCAGGCCUGGCCCAGGUCCUCCUAAAUGCUCUCGUCUUUUUGUGUGUCUUGGUGACUUUAGAAACAAGCACACUGGACUCAGUGGCUACUGGUUUUGUCUCUUCACACACUGAAUUCUGGGCAGCCAGGCUGAGGUGCAGCCAGGUUAGCCCUGUGGCCAGCGGAGCCCCUUGCGAAGCUGUGGACGUGCCUCUUUCUCAUGUGGCUUGGCGAACUCCCGCACGCCUGCCUGCCUGCUGAGGACUGGGACGUGGCUGGUAGUGUUGUGAGCACUGGCUCAGGCACAGACUGACCCUGUUUUAUAUUUAAGGAAAACAUAGCCAGAGCCUGGACCUGUGUAAAGAACCUUCUGUGUUGUUCUAACUUUGCUAAAAGAUUUCAAAUCCAGGGGAUUCCAUGCACAAUGGAUGAAUGUAGACACAAAACAGCAAACUUGUAUGAAGAUGUAAAGUGCUGAAAAUAUUUUUUUCCUUUUUCCUUUCCUUUUUCUUUUUCUUUUUUUUUU
This is a messenger RNA of Octodon degus (degu), 3107 nucleotides long. RefSeq names its product BAI1 associated protein 2 (gene Baiap2). NCBI's taxonomy places the organism in Eukaryota, Metazoa, Chordata, Mammalia, Rodentia, Octodontidae. The coding region runs from base 116 to 1684 and encodes 522 amino acids. Gene Ontology annotation, biological process: positive regulation of actin filament polymerization; actin filament bundle assembly; plasma membrane organization. Gene Ontology annotation, cellular component: nucleoplasm; cytosol. The record is from RefSeq and is a predicted model, not a curated record. The transcript has 14 exons. Gene Ontology annotation, molecular function: cytoskeletal adaptor activity; protein binding.